Molecule: messenger RNA, 5734 nt
Organism: Cottoperca gobio
Lineage: Eukaryota; Metazoa; Chordata; Actinopteri; Perciformes; Bovichtidae
Product: protocadherin alpha-C2-like
Exons: 3
Coding region: 133-2589 (818 amino acids)
Biological process (GO): homophilic cell-cell adhesion
Cellular component (GO): plasma membrane
Molecular function (GO): calcium ion binding
Source: RefSeq, a predicted model, not a curated record
UGUACCCUGCAUGGCCUGCUGCAGCUGCAGCUACAGCUACAACUAGUGGAGGCAAGAAUGACACCUGCGCUCCCCUGCAUCAAGACAAGCUGAUCGUAAGGACGGAUCUGUUUUAUUUCUAGAUUCAACAAAAUGCAUACAAUGAUGGCGCAUGUCAUUCCACCUUUACGGACACGUUUUAUCGCGGCGGUUUUCACAUUCAUUGCGCUAUGGGGAUGUGCGCUUUCCAUCACUCGGUACUCUAUUCCAGAGGAGAUGGAAGAGGGGUCUUUUGUUGCCAACCUGGCCACAGAUUUGGGUUUGGAUGUUCGCAGUUUGGUGCAGCGUAGCGCAAAACUCGAUGUCAUUCACAGCAAAAAUUACCUUGACAUCAACAAAGAAACGGGGGAGCUGCUAAUCCGCGAGAAGAUAGACCGGGAGAGCAUAUGCAUGACUAAAACAACCUCGUGCUUUCUGAAAAUGGAUGUCAUACUUGAGAACCCUAUUCGUAUUUUUAACAUCGAGUUAGAAAUAAUGGACAUCAACGACAACGCGCCUGUGUUCCGCAGGAGGACAAUGCACUUGGACAUAUCGGAGGCAACCCCUCCCGGUGAGAGAUUUUCAUUGACAAACGCUGUGGAUGCGGACGUGGGGGCGAACUCAAUCAAAACCUACUAUCUCAGCGAAAGCAAGUACUUCAACAUCGACAUACAAACUGGCAGCGAUGGCUCCAAAUAUGUCGAUUUAGUGCUGAACGGUCAUUUGGACCGGGAGGAGCAUGCGGUUCAUAAUUUGAUUUUAACCGCUGUGGAUGGAGGGGUGCCUCCCCGCUCAGGCACAGCCAGCAUCGUUAUUAACGUCCUGGAUAUCAAUGACAACGCCCCCCUGUUCAGUCAGCCGGUAUUUUCAUUGAAUGUGUCAGAGAACUCAGCUGCAGGGACAGUGGUCAUGACCUUAAACGCAACAGACUUGGAUGAAGGCACAAACGCUCAGUUAAUAUACUCAUAUACACUGUACACCUCAGAGAAGACUCAAGAGCUCUUCUCACUUGAUCCAAACUCGGGCGAGAUCAAGGUGAAAGGGGUGAUUGACUAUGAGGAGAGUCAGAGUUUUGAGAUGCACAUACAGGCUCAGGAUGGUGGGGCAAACCCAAAGUCAGGGCACUGUAAAGUCACGGUGUUCGUGACAGAUCUGAACGAUAACUACCCUGAGGUGACCAUCAAGUCUGUGAAAAGUGCACUGACCGAGGAUGUCUCUGUAGGGACUCUGAUUGCGGUGGUCAGUGUUAGUGACAGGGACUCUGGGGACAAUGGGAAAGUGGAGCUCACUUUGAAUGGGCAAGAGUAUUUACCAUUCCUCCUGAACAAAUCCUCAGACGGUUACUUUGAGCUGCUGGUUUCAAAGCCACUUGACAGAGAGAUAAUAAGCAAAUAUGACAUCACGCUGAGGGUGACGGACAAAGGCUCGCCGCCCUUAUCUGAGAAUGAAACUAUCACCUUAGAGAUUCUGGACGUCAACGACAAUGCUCCUGCGUUCUCCCAAUCCUUCUACACGAUCCACGUUGUGGAGAACAAUCAACCAGGGGCGCUAUUGACAUCUCUUAGCGCAUUUGACCCAGAUCUCAAUGAGAACCAGUACUUGGUUUAUUUCAUAAUGGAGAAGGUGAUUGUUAACACGUCUAUGUCAAUGCUGUUCUCCAUCAACCCAGAGAACGGAGAUCUUUAUGCCCUGAAGACCUUCGACUAUGAGCGAGAGAGGGAAUUCCUUUUCCACAUCGAGGCUAGGGACUCUGGUGUUCCCCCGCUGAGCAGCAAUGUGACAGUUCAUAUCAUCAUUCUGGACCAAAAUGACAACACGCCUCUCAUAGUGUCGCCUUGGCGGGCGCAGGGUUCUGUCGUAGAGGAGGUGAUACCGAGGUCUACGGAUAAGGGGCACUUGAUCACCAAAGUGAUCGCCAUUGAUGCCGAUUCUGAGCAGAACGCUAGGGUCACGUAUCAGCUCCUGCAGAUCAGUGACACGACCCUCUUCAGCCUGGACCAGUACAACGGUGAAAUCCGGACAACGAGAAUGUUCAGUUACAGAGACCCAAGGCAACAGCGGCUGGUGAUUGUCGCCAAAGACAACGGCGAUCCUGCUCUCUCCGCCACCGUCACCAUCAAGAUAUCGACAGUGGAACACGUCAUGUCCUUUUCAGAGACCACAGAGUUGCCACUAGAGUAUGACUUCUUCACAGACCUAAACCUCUACUUAGUAAUCGGUUUAGGGGCGGUGUCAUUUCUGCUACUGAUAACCAUCUUGGUUAUUAUUGUGCUGAAGUGUCAAAAGCCAAAGCCGAAGGCUAUGAAGAUGCCCCCACCCAACAGGAACAGUGUGAUCAGCAGAAACAGCAUGAUCAGCCAGAGAAGCUCCACCAUCGCAGAUUCAACCUUGAUCUCCAGCGAUGCCUACUGGUACAGUUUGUUCCUCGCAGAGACCAGGAAGGGCCAAGUGGUCGUGAGACAGCCGAUAAUUCCCAAAGGAGCUGGGUAUUUUGUGUCCAGUAUACCCAGGAGCAUAGGGCCAAGUGAGACCACAGACUCCAGAGCAUCCACACUGGAGUACUCAAAAUGAAAGGAAGUCCAUUCUACAACUGGAGCAGGAACCCAGAAGAGAACUGCCAUGAUAUAAUCAGUCUCUGGCUGAAAUUCUUCCCCGUGACUCACAGAGAAGAUGUACAACUACAGUCCUCCAUCUCAGUCCCUCGGUUCCAACUUCUCUCUAGCUUCUCCAAUCCCCACCAUACAAGCAUCAACCACAAACCACCUCAGCUUUCUACCUUCUUUUCUCUUUUAAGCAUGGAUCUGCAUGAUUCUACAACAAAAUAAUUUGGACAUAGAAUUGAAAUAAUUAACGGCAGGAUAUUUGGACAUUUUCUAGAGUUGCCUCAUGUAGUAAAUCAUUCCUUCCUUAACGCUUUGAAACUCCUCCUCAGUGGACAAAUUUGCCUUCUCUCCAGGGUUUUACGCUGUGUGCUGUAGUUCUAGAAACCAUCAGUGGCUCAACAUGUUCGCAAGUCGUCGUCAUGCAACCUUUUUUAUAUUAAGAGUUCAAAACACGCCUAUUCACAAAGACACAUGAAUCAGGGUGAAUAUGUUUCUUCCAUAUAUCUGAUAAAUACUGAACUGUAGCUGGUUACGUCACUGAUUCAGGCUUUGCACUUGGUGUUAAUCUUUUUUGAAUAAUAAUUUCUACUGUAUUAAGAGUCUUGCUGUUCAGCAAGGGUCACACUGUCAACUAGUAACUUGGCGAUAAAAUAAUCAAUGAUCUGAUUUUAGAUUUCUUUUUUUUUUUUUUUUACAAUGUUUGUUGUACUCAACAGUGAUGAAUGUGUGAAAAUGACACAAAAAAAAAGAAUGAAAGAAAACUGUAAAAUUGAAAAAACAAACAUAGGGAUGUAUAACAGGAGAUACAUUGUUUCUCUUUUUAUUUUGAUUGUAGAUGCUGUAGCUCUAUAGAAAUUAUAAUGAGGUCAGAGAAGCACCUUCACUCACGUACGUGUGCAGUUCAUACUUUAUAGACAUCUGUGCUGUUAUAAAGUAUCUGACUGGGAACACAGUUAUCUGGAUGUAUUGGGUAGAUCUAGCAUAUACUGUUUCAGCCUGUCUCCUCUUUAUGGGGUGAGAGAGCGAGGGUCAAUGGGGGAAGUGUUUCCUCAGAUCAAGUUUUCAUCCAGAAGCACUCUUACGUCACAUAAUGGGAGCGGGGCCAGAGUGUGCAGCAUGUAAAGCAUUCAAACAUGAUGCACCAUAUUUUUCAAAACUAGGGGGGAAAUGUCAAUUCCACUUUCUUUGUAACAGUAUUCUGCUUUUCACACGUAUAAGCUAGAAUCAUUCGAAUCUAAUUCCCACUAAUUCAGAUACAGCUGAAAAUUCAAAUAUUACCAUUGCAAAUCUUAUUAAUCAAUUUAAAAAAAACACAAUAACCUUGGAAAUAUAAAAAAAAAUAUUUUGUAAUGAUAAAUACUCUGUUUACUGAAAAGGGUAAGAAUAUUAAAAUGUAUUAAUCCUUGCUAUGGUACAAGGGAAUAUAAGGUCCAGGCAAGGUAUUGUUUUAUGAAUAUUCAUGUUUUUAUAGAUAUUUUAACUUUUAAUGCUGCUUUUGUGAGCUUCUUCAAGGGCAUUUUGUGUUGCUUAUUUGUAGUUUAGUGCAUAUGAUGUUGUUUUGAUAGUGUACAUAAGUUACAAUUGAAACUAAAGUACUCUUUCUUGACCUCAAAGGUAGUGCCGUUGCACUGCCGUAAAGCCCAGGACUUUCAUUCCUCAGAAACAAGGAGCUCAUUAGGAACACUUAUUAGGAUGCUAAAUGAUAGAAUUUAAUUGGGCGAGGUAGGGGAGAUGGGAUUGGGUUAAUUAUAGUUGCAGUAUUCUAGUGAGGACUCUGCAAGAACACAUAGACAGUGCAGUAUUAAGUGGAUGACAGCACUUUGAAAUAUGCACCAGAUCUAAAUGUGAUCGCAGCACGCUCUCAGUAUUGCAGCGCAGGGAGAAUAUUUCUAGAUGUAUCGAGCUACAUAUUCUGAGUCAGUGAAAUCUAACCUCUCUCAUCCUCUCCCGCUGUUGCCUGGUGCUGGUGGCACACCAGGCUUCCCAGACAUAAACACAGCUGGCUGUCUGUCCGUGAGACUAAAGAUGUCACUUCAUGAGGGAUCUCUUGCUGUGGAGUACAUGUUAUGUGUGCAAUCAAUGCCUGAUUCCAACAGUGUUUAAAGAAUUAAUGAAUUGCACAUGUGAUGAGCUCCUUGCGUGCCUUCUGCUUUGUAAAAGACAUAUGUGACUGUUGAUGAAUGACAAAAAACGGCAUGCCAUACAAUAUUACAAAUCACAGUUAGGGCUGGGCGAUAAUUCAAUAUGAUCAUUUAUCGCCUUUCAAUGGAAUCAUAUCACAAGGAAAUCAUAUAUCGUGAUACACAAUUAGUACAUUUAUUAUAACAAGCACAUACUCAAAUUUCUCCAAAAAUGUGAUGUGAAAGACUUUGAGGGAAUAUCAUUUGAAGAUUGCGGUUUUGUUUUUACAUGUUGCACUAACGUUCUUAAUUGUAUGAGGAAAUACUUUUCAUUUGUUAAGUAUUCACACAGUAUUCACACAGAAGUUCACAAAAGUAGACUUUACCAUGUGGUUAUUUCAUAUAGACUAUGUAUUUAUUGACAGAAAACAUGCUAUAUUAUGAUAUAUAUCGUGAGAUAUGAAAUGUCGGGAUAGAGGAUUUUGGCCAUAUCGCCCAGCCCUAGUUACAGCACCCCAAUGAUACAAUACCUUGAAUUGCUAAGGCAAUGUUGGAUAGGGGCUCAGCCUUUUGGUUUCGGAGCAGAUGUUCUAUUGAGAACUGGUAAAUGCAUUUACUGUAAAUUGAACCGCUUUAUACUUUGUGUUUUUAUACAGUAGACUUUUUUGAUAUCUUCUGUAUUCACUGUGAUCAAACGGCACAGGAGUUGCUUGUUCUUGGUAUAGUAAAAGUGCGUUAUUUCUCAUUUGUUGUACACAGCUCAGUUUUUUCCUCUGCUCAUUUGCCAGUCAGAUUGUACUGUACAGUAUGCUUCGAAGAGUUGCAUCAAACCUAAUCCAGUUCCGUCCCACUUAGUGGAUCAAAGACAGUAUGGGAGAGAAUGGUCUUGCUUUAAUUUCAGGGUCUAGUUAAUUGUCGAAUUUUGAUGUCGCUUAUUUGGCUUAAUUGUUCUGCCUGAUCAUGCUAGUUUGAAAUAAAGCUUUUUAAUCUGUC